GGAAAUUUCCUCUCUUCUGGUCCUGUAGCAAGAAGCAACGUCAGACUUACACACACCGUCCGUCCGUCACAGGGAUCCCAACCCUCUACCACGUCCAAGGCGAAACCCGAACGCCCAUCGAACCAGUCUCCUUUGUAGCCUACUACAACUUUGACAAAGACCCGGCCAGGUGCCCAUCCCGCCCGACUUCUCCGUCGUAGCGGGCAACUCCAAGGCCGCCACCGAAGCGGACCUGAUUGCGGGGUCCGACAUGACCUGGCUCUGCCAGAACCAGGCGUUCGACGCGGGCGGGAAAGACCACGCGCAGUUCCCGCAGGACACGUGCUCGACCUCGUUGCAGGCUGUCUUGUGGUUCCCGGACUGCGUCGACGAGACGACGCUCAAAUCUGCAUAUUCUGAUAAGAAGAGCGGGACGUGUGCGGCGGGGAUGAAGAGGAUGCCGCAGUUACGGUUUAGUAUUCGGUAUGAUACGAAAAGUGCGGUGUCGGAGGGGUGGAAGGGUGGGGAUCCGCCUAUUGAGCUUGCGUGUGGCGGGAGUCGGUGUUUUCACGGGGAUUUUGUGAAUGGGUGGCUGGAGGAGGCGGCGAGGACUAUGGUUACGGGGUUGAAGAGUAAGAGGGAGUUUGAGGCUGUUGAUGGGCCGAAUGGGAAGGCUAGGGCGGGGAGUGUUUGUGAGAGGGAGGCGAGGGAUGCGGAUCCGGGGAAUGGGCGGAGAGUGUGAAGUUGAUGGGGGGCGGGAAGAGGAG
Molecule: messenger RNA, 746 nt
Organism: Colletotrichum phormii
Lineage: Eukaryota; Fungi; Ascomycota; Sordariomycetes; Glomerellales; Glomerellaceae
Exons: 1
Coding region: 251-721 (156 amino acids)
Source: RefSeq, a predicted model, not a curated record